AUCGCGACUUUGGCUUUAUUUUUCUUAAUAUCUACCAUCCAUUUCUAAGUAGAUGGUUAGAAGGGGUUGGCGGGCAUGUAGGAGUUAGAGUGAUAGUCUCGUAGACAAUGCAAUCCGUAUGCUUUGGGUGCUUUUUGUUGUCAUUCUCGUGGUGCUUCUUGUGCUUCUUGUGGUGGUUCGUUGUUGUUGAAGCAGAGAGGCUGUCCUCGUGAUGGCUAUGUUGGUUAUCAUUUUGGUGCUGAUCAUGGUGUUGGCCAUGGUGUUGGGCAUGAUGCUGGCCUUGGUGUUGGGCAUGAUGCUGGCCUUGGUGUUGGGCAUGAUGCUGGCCUUGGUGUUGGGCAUGAUGCUGGCCUUGGUGUUGGGCAUGAUGCUGGCCUUGCUGUUGGGCAUGAUGCUGGUCAUGGUGCUGGUCGUCGUGCUGGCCAUGGUGCCCAGCCAUAUGCUUGAUAUGGUCAUGGUUGGCCUUGCUAUGCUCAUGGUUGGCCUUGCUAUGCUCAUGGUUGGCCUUGCUAUGCUCAUGGUUGGCCUUGCUGUGGUGAUGGGAACUCGCUUUAGCGCUCUUCUCUUCAUGCUCCUUCUUUUUAGAUCCAUUGCUCUCUUUCUUCUCCUUCUCUUCAGACCCCUUGCUCUCUUUCUUCUCUGUACCAUUAGCCUCCGUGUUUUUCACAUCCUCCGCAGCAUUGCUGUCACUAUUGGCACCUGAGUCCGAGGCAUAAACCUGGAAGAGAUUGAUUCUUGACUCGAGUUCUUCUGCAGAAGGAAAAAUGGACUUAUCCAUCUGUUUGAGCCCCUCGAGCGAAACGAGUUCAUCACCGGCAGCAUCAACUGAAGCAGCGUUGAUGGGGGCAUCGUUUGCAGGGACAUCUUGAGCCUGGACCUGCGAAAGGAACAGAGCAAUAGCUACGCUCAAACUAAUACUGAAGAUACGCAUAUUGAAGAACUUUUUGGAAUGCUAGUAUUAAUGUUUACAAUAUGUGCGUGUAUGUUAAUUAUGCCUGUAUAAUAGGCUGAUAAAAGUGGGGGUAUAAAAGAGAUAUUGGAUACACGGACGAAGAAUCACAAACACAAAA
This is a messenger RNA of Lobosporangium transversale, 1070 nucleotides long. RefSeq lists its product as hypothetical. The transcript is spliced from 2 exons. Lineage: Eukaryota; Fungi; Mortierellomycota; Mortierellomycetes; Mortierellales; Mortierellaceae. The record is from RefSeq and is a predicted model, not a curated record. Bases 212 to 703 code for a protein of 163 amino acids.